Messenger RNA from Panonychus citri (citrus red mite), 2175 nucleotides. RefSeq names its product lysosomal membrane ascorbate-dependent ferrireductase CYB561A3-like. NCBI's taxonomy places the organism in Eukaryota, Metazoa, Arthropoda, Arachnida, Trombidiformes, Tetranychidae. Gene Ontology annotation, molecular function: oxidoreductase activity. The transcript is spliced from 5 exons. The coding region runs from base 690 to 1526 and encodes 278 amino acids. The record is from RefSeq and is a predicted model, not a curated record.
UUCUAAUUAUUAAUCUUAUAAAUAUUGUGAUUUAUUCUUAUUACCAACCAAUUAACUUGUUGAAUGUGUUCACUUUAAACUCUUUCAAUUGAUUUUCUUUCAUAAACAUUAUCCUUUAUUACCCUGGAUUGUGAAUAAAGAACCAAAAAAAACUCAUCAUCACCAUCACAUCUUCAUCUUAUUUUCUUGCAGCAAAUUUAUUGAUUAUUUUCAUCAUUCUGUCUCUCUCUCAAUCUCUAUCAUUUUCUAAAUCAACUCGGAUUAAUCUCUGUUCAUAUGGUAAAUUAACUAAUUCGUAUCAAUGUUGAUUAUUUUCUAUUCUAUUCAUCCAUUCACAUAUUCUUAUUCCUUCCUAAUCAGCUGUUGAAUUCUAUUAUCUAACCGAUUAUAUUCCAAUUCAUAAAUUGCGACAUCAUAUUGACCAAUUCUAAAUCUUCAAUUCAUCUUAAAUUACACCCAUCAAAUUAAAUCAAUUGAUUGGCAAACAAUCUUUAGGCCUACAAAUUGGACUUCAAUAUUUACCAUAUUGUUUUAAUCAUCAUCUUAUUGAAAGGAUUCAAUAUUUACUAAAUUUCUCAUCAUUGAUCCAGAUUUAAUUGUUAUCCUUUAAUUAUAUAUAUUUUCUGUUGGUUAUAUUGAUUUCUCUGGAUUAUUAUUGACAACAUUUUCUCCUAAAGACUCUAAUCAACAUGACUAAUACGCCCGAGGAACUUGAAUCACUAAUGCCACAAUCACACGAGAAUACAGUGAAUACAGGGUAUUCUUCAUCGAUUGAAUCUCAUGGAUACCCGAUAACGGCCGGAGCAUUUAAACUUAUUCUAUUAUUUUCUCACCUGAUUGGAAUUUUGGUAAUUGUUCUAACGAUCUUAUGGACAAAUAAAUAUCUCGGUGGUUAUGGUUGGGCUAUUCCAAGUACAGAAUUUAAUUAUCACCCGCUAUUCUUAAUCAUUGGAAUGGUUUACCUUUAUGGUAAUUCAAUUAUCUCUUAUCGGCUUUUCCCUUCCUUGGAUAAGCCCAAGCUUAAAUUAAUUCACUCAAUUCUUCAUGCCGCUUGCCUGGUUUUCACGGCCACUGGACUUUACGCUGUAAUUGAUUUCCACCAACGGGCCCAUAUUGUCAACUUUUACUCUCUCCACAGUUGGAUUGGUAUUUUCACCGCGACAAUUUAUUUCUUCCAAUGGAUUGGUAGUUUGUACGCUUUCCUUUACCCUGGAAUUCAACCUACAUAUCGAGCGAUUGCUCUUCCCUUCCAUGUACGCGGUGGAUUAAUCAUAUUCGCUAUCUCAGUGGUCACUUGUUUAACUGGAUUAACUGAGAAAAUAAUGUUCUCUCUGACAGUAAAUGGCACUUCCACUUAUUCACAAUUACCUCCCGCUGCUUUUUAUGCUAAUUUCAUCGGCGUGUUUAUCAUCCUUUACGCAAUUCUGAUCGGCUACCUGGUUACCGAAUCCGCUUUUGCCAGGAAACCCACAACAGGCGAAAGUAAAAUAAGUUCAAUAUCAUUAUCCACUUCAAGAAAUCGUUAAUUUAUCGUUAAUCAUUGGACGAUUAUCGGAUGGAAAAUUAAAUUGUUUCAUCAGUCUCGUUGAUAAUCAAUUUGUCACCUUAUAUCAAGUUAAUAUCUAACGAUAUAUUGUGAUUCUGUCAUUUGUUCAAACUAUUUUCAUCUUGAAAUAUUCAACAAUUUAUGAACCAAUUAAGGAAAUGUUUUACCCUGUUAACUGUUCAUCUUAUGAUAUUAUUUUCUCCUCUAUCUAUAGCUACAAUUUAAUUAAUCACAAUUGUAAUUCUGUUGUGAUUAAUAAAAUUGUAGCUAAUAUUUUCCCACCUUCCAUAUUUAACAAUAACGGAUGUUUAAUAUUUUCACUCUUAUUGUGAUUUAAAUGCUCGAUCAUUUCUUGUUUAUCUAAAUCAAAAAUUAACCAUUAAUUGUUUCCUUAAACAAUUAACUAUGUUUCGUAAAUGUUUUUUUUUUGUUAAUCUUUCGAUCUCACUGAUUUCAAUUCAAUAUUUAUAAUUUAACUUCACAAUUAAUUUUGGACUUUAAAAAUUCAUAACAAUCAAUGAAAAAAUAUUAUGACCAUUGAUUGUGAAUCAGUUAAUCAUUGUAUUUCAAAGUUUCGUCAAUCAAAUCAAAUCAAAUUAAAAUAAAAUCUUUGUUCUUGGCAAAAACAA